Molecule: messenger RNA, 372 nt
Organism: Zingiber officinale
Lineage: Eukaryota; Viridiplantae; Streptophyta; Magnoliopsida; Zingiberales; Zingiberaceae
Product: octapeptide-repeat protein T2-like
Exons: 1
Coding region: 1-372 (123 amino acids)
Source: RefSeq, a predicted model, not a curated record
AUGGAGAAAGCUGAGCUUCGCGAGGGAGAGAGCAGCGCUCGGCAAUGGAGAGAACAGAGCUCGGUGAUGGAGAAAGCUGAGCUUCGCGAGGGCGAGAGGCGCGGAGAGGGAGAGCUGCAGCAGAUCUCAGAGGCACGGCGAAGGCGAGAGGCGCGGAGAGGGAGAGCUGCAGCAGAUCUUAGAGGCACGGCGAGGGCGAGAGGCGCGGAGAGGGAGAGCUGCAGCAGAUCUCAGAGGCACGGCGAGGGCGAGAGGCGCAGCGAGAGAGAGUUGCAGCAGAUCGCACGGCGAGGGCAAGAGGCGCAGCGAGGGAGAUCAGAGGCGCGGCGAGGUAGAGCGAGGGAGAGAGCAGAGCAGAUCUUGCGACGCUAG